This is a messenger RNA of Dreissena polymorpha, 4082 nucleotides long. RefSeq lists its product as uncharacterized. Gene Ontology annotation, cellular component: membrane. Bases 802 to 3678 code for a protein of 958 amino acids. NCBI's taxonomy places the organism in Eukaryota, Metazoa, Mollusca, Bivalvia, Myida, Dreissenidae. The transcript is spliced from 3 exons. The record is from RefSeq and is a predicted model, not a curated record.
CCAACAAAACACUGAUAAUGUUUCAAGAAAAAUAGCAGCUAAAUUCGUGUUAUAUAUAAACGCGAAGAAUCAAAGAGAAACGCAAUAAAGGGAUGUACGUUGCAACCCGGACCGUACGCAUACAAAGGUAACCGCAAAUCAACAUUACUGUUUACCGGGGAACAUUUUAUAUAUCAGCUUCCGACAGACAUAAAAAUUGGGAAAAAUACACUCCAGAGGUUAUCGCCGUAUAUUUCUUUGUUCUGAACGCUUUGAUUCCUCAGACGAUAAUACCUCUUAGCACAAAGCGAUUCCAGUCCAUCAUAUUGACAGCUAACAUUUUUGUUAUUUGUUUAACCGAGAAAAUGCUAAUUUAUAUACAGACAGAUCUGAUGAUACCUUAUGUACUUUAAUCUUCAUAUGAAUUGAUAGCACAAAACAGGUUCAAAUAGAUUUUUAACAGUGCUCAGAAAACUUUUUCCUCUUAUUUCACAGUGUUUCUUGUGCUCACCGAAAUUUAUUUGAAUCGGAAUAACAGCAGCAGAUUAGAAGAACAAAACACGUAAUAAACAUGUGUUUAUUAUCACUCUUCCAAGGGUGAAUGACUUGAUUUUAAGCUUUAUAUUUCUCAACGUAAUGUGCCAAUUAUGAUCGUUAUCUAAGGUCGAUAAAUCCUUAGCUACUUAGCGGAGUUUGAACUUUUGGCUGAUUUCCUGUGAUGCCGAGCGUAUGAUGUUCUUUUGGAAGGUAAUACAAAUGUAAAAGCAACACAGGCUUGUUUUGAAAUAAUGUUUCAUUCUUAUACGAAAGCAGAGCUUUAAGAUGAACGAACGGAAGCACAGAGUGUUUCAACUUAAUGUUGUUUUUGUGAUGGUUUUAUGUGGUGUUUCAAUGGCUGUGGAACACAACAUGGACAGAUCAAUUAAUGAGAUUAAAGAAGACGUCACGCACUUGCCAGAUGUGGCGAAAGAUGAUAAGGAACGGGGACCAUUUAUUGGCACUAACAUGGAUAAUUCAAUCACGACUGCCAAUAGCGAGCAACACAACGGUGACAUUCCCACUACAAGUCCGUCACCAAUUGAAGACUUAGACAAACGACAAGAAACGGACUCUAGGCGCCAAGAAGAUCAAAUGAGAACAACGCACAAACCUCCGAUACCUCUGGAUCCUACAGAUAAAUAUUUACUCGACGGUAUACUGGAAAUCGUAGACGCUAAGUUUGAUACCUUGCACAAGCGAUUGAUGACUUUGGAACGAGGAAUGAAUAAUUUACAGUACUACAAUGCUCGUAGUUUCCGAACUGUGAAUACUCAUCUACACGCAGUAGAUACUAUCAUGCAUACAUUGCACACGGAUGUGUCCGAAGUGAAGCAACAACACGUUCAAUUGGAUAAAAAGAUCGCUGAUAUAAAACACGACGUUGGAGACUUAGCGUCGACUAACAGCGGUAUAUUUAAUGCUAUGGAACAACAUUCUUUUUAUUAUUCCGAUAUUCAAACGAAACUAGAUGAACUUCUGAGAAGCGUAGAGCAAACAAAUGACAAUUUUAAAGAUAUAAAAAAUGAUACAGAUGAUAUCAAAGCAACGCUUAUGGAGGCAAAGAAGUUUCAAGGCGAAAUGCUUGUUAACAGCGAGACAUCAGUAAUACUUGCGACGGAGGUUAUACAGACGGCGUACAACGUGUUGAAUGAUACCCGCGCAAUCAAAGAAAAAACACGGGAGAUAAAACACCAGUCAUUCUAUGCUAACAAAAUCAUUGAAGGAGUGGCAAGAAAUAUCUCUGUUAUAACCAAGGACUCGGAGGAAAUGAAGAACACUCUAACGUUAGUUCUUGCAAACGUUACAAAUAAAAGCAACGACUCGCCCAAGGACACACAAUCCAACAGCAAAAAGGUCGACACAUUCGAAACCUUUAAUCAUAUUGCUAAUGGAGGUGAUGACGACAAAUUACAGAUGACGUGUGCUAAAAUGUUUGAAUUAAUAGAUGAUCGUCUGAGAAACCUUAAUGUUUCCGUUUCGGGGAACCAACAAAGGCUCGCGCCUGGUCACGAAGGGGGAGCAAAUGUCAAUACCGAUAUUUUCCGAAACGAAAGCCGGAAACUACUUAGGGGUCUUGAGCAAGUUAAUCGAAAUGUUUUCCAGUCAGUGACACUCUACAAGCACACAGGAAACUUAAUCGAAAGAUUAUUGUCGGACACAGAGACAAUUGCUAAUGAUCAAAUAACUCUUCGAGAAGACCUUGUUGCGUAUCUGCUUAAUGGGACCUUUGAAUUGUUCAACAGAAGUUUACCAGAAUUCGUUACAUUCGAAGCUAAAGAAAAAUCCAAUGCUACACCGCCACAACAUUUUGACGCCAAAUGUUUACCCACAGAACCGUUUUUACAGGAACUGUCUAUGCUAACCAGAAAUGGUUCUCACUUGGUUGAACUUCUAACUGAACUGGCUGUGGCUAGUUCCUCUACGAUCAAUUUAGCUAUUGAAAAGUUGGACAAUGAAAUCGCCAAACUUGCGCAUAUAAGAGAAAACGUCACCAUUGAAGCGGGAAAAAGCUCAGCGAAAAACAAAACGAAAGUUGUCGACAUGCAUCAGCUUUCUGAAAUGCAUAACAGAACUGACCUCAUAUACGUUUUUGCCGAAGCUAUUGCCUCAAACACGAGAUGGAUCCCACAUCUAUAUCAUAGAGUAAUUUAUGUUGAAAAUUUAGUGAACAAGUCGCUAGACAUCGUGAACAAAAUUGAUUCACGGACAGAGGAAACGCUGUUGAAACAGACUUCACACAUGGCAGGCAUGUUUAAACCAAUUCAUUCCGCAACGUCCAAUGAAAGAAAGCAAGAGCAACACACUUUACCCGACAAAAAACCGUUGACAACUGCUAUGCCGACUGCGGCAGUGACCACUUCUUUGGACCAAGUAGCUUCAAGCCAAGACGUGCUACGUUCCGGAAAGCGUCAUGACACUAAACGGAAGCAGUUAACAGAUUCCGACGUAAACGAGAUGAUGGAGUUUGUUUACAAGACGAAUAAAAAAGUCGACAGAAUUAUUCCUGCGCUGACUCAUCUGUUGGGAGAACCAGAGCCGUACAUUUCCCUAGUGGACGGAAGCACGGACAGAGAGGGCCGCGUAGAAAUCUACCACAAAGGCGAAUGGGGGACCAUACCUCGCGAGAUCAGUCAUAUCGAGGCAUCGUACAUCUGCCGGAAGCUAGGAUACCUCGGUGGAGUUUCAGCCGGAAGUGGUCACUUUGGGCGUGGAUCUGGUGCAUUCUGGGACCUAAACGUCACCUGUCUGCGCACGCGCUGGUGUAAUUCGGUCGGUCACGUUGAAGAUCCCUCCACGUACAGUCACGAAAUGGACGUAGGGGUUAUUUGUGACCACAUGGUUCGACUUACAAAGAGCAGUGACGAAGACGAACCCGAAGUGUCACGACAGUCUGGAAGUCUGGAAAUCUAUCAUCAAAACAAUUGGCUUCCAGUCUGCUUCGAAAAGUGGGGACGCGAGGAAACGGAAGUCGUUUGCAAACAGCUCGGUUUUGUAGAGGGCGCAGCACAGUCUGAAAAAAAAGAAACGUUAGAUGAUUCCUAUUCCAUGACCAACGUCACGUGCACCGGAAGUGAAAAAAGACUCGACGCAUGCGCAUUUGACGGAUUUACAUUAAAUGGCUGCCCAUCUUCCGAAUAUGUAUCGGUGAUAUGUAGUUAAUUUGUGGUUGAACACAUUAAUUUUAUAAAGACAUUGAGACGUGUUCACAUAAUAAAAAAAGGACAAUUUUAAAAUUGUCAAGAUUCGGAUCAGAUUGUUGUUAGGGAUCGAGGCCAAAGUUGUUAUCAAUUGUUUUAAUGUUGUAUUUACUUGUUUAUAUAUUAUUGUUUUGUUGGUAAAAAUAUAUAAUGAUUUUUUUUAUUGGAAAAUCUGUGAAAAUGUCCGUUAACAUGUAUUAUGUAUUACGAAAACAUUUCUCAUUUUUCAUUUAAGCUUAUAUGUUUUUUCACAAAUCGAAAAUUAACAUGUUAAUUCUGUCAUUCAAUGAAGGUUGAAGUAGAGUUCAUACAAGUGCAGCAAUGGUUAUAAUAUGUUAGAUUAUGCGAUUAAAAAGUCACUGUGUA